GGAGAGUUCGUAUCAAAGAACUAGUCUAGCCGGCAUCAUUUUCUUCCCUUUCUCUAUCAUACGCCCUUUAAAAACACAAAAUGGAUAAGAAACCAGAAGUUAAGGUCGAAACAAUCACAAAAGGCGAUGGCGAGACAUUUCCAAAAAACGGUAUGACGGUCAAAGUCCAUUACACAGGCACACUUACUAAUGGGAAGAAGUUUGAUUCAUCAAGAGAUAGAGGGAAGCCAUUCGAGUUCAUUAUUGGAGCAGGAACUGUCAUAAAAGGUUGGGAUGAUGGUGUUGCUAAGAUGUCAAUGGGUGAAAGAGCCAAUAUAACAUGUCCUCCAGAGCUUGCUUAUGGUGAUGCCGGCCAUCCAGGAGUUAUCCCUCCAAAGGCGACGUUGAUCUUCGAUGUGGAACUCCUUGGCUUGAAAUAGUCUCCCAACAAAUAAUCAGUUCAUUAGGAAUCUUCUACCAAUAUAGAUGAGACUGAGAGAUGCCAUUCAUCAUCACACUCAUGGGUCAUACAAGAUUCACUCUGAGCUACAUUUUAUUUUGACUUUUGUUUCACAUCUUGUUGUUGUAUGCAGUCAGAUAGCAGCAGAUGCAGUGUCAUCUCUUGCCUCCUCUAGAAGGGUCAUCAAGUCGAGAACUAGCACUGUUUUUUAUGCUAUCGAGCAACCCCUUUUCUGAACAAGUUGUUGCUGCAACAAACAAAAUUAGGCACUGUGUGCCUCUUUUCUUGAGAAAAUGUUAACCCUUUCGUUUCCGCACCUGGACUGUACCGGAUUCAUGCACUGCGUACUGCUGGUCUGCAUUGAUCUGUACUGGUCAAUUUUCCCUCGGUUUUUGGUUAAGUACAGUCCCUUCAAGUUUGAGGUUUUUUACACCUGAAAAAAUGAGAUGACCGCACUGUAUUGUGGUUAAUAAGGACAUCGCUCCUAACAUUAAGUAUCGUCAGCUAUUUUUUGGUGAAAUGUUUCCCAAGCAAGGUUAGGAUCCAGACCACUCUCUAUAUCCCAGGUGUGGACCAGGGGUACUAUGAAUUUUCCAAACCCUGCGGGACCAAAAGGGUGCAUGAAACGUGAAGACUUUUAUUCUAUGACGAUUCAAUAGAAUUGAUUUGCUAGAUUGACUGCGAAGAAUAAACAUUGAAUUUGUUUGGACACUGCAUCUGCUCUCUAAAGCAAGAAGUAUUAGUUCUGUAUGCAAUGGCAUCAUCUGUAUUGACCAACUUCAGCUUCAUGUAGCUGUGGUGUGUUCGCAGUCGGCAUCAGUUUCGCAUGCAACUUGCAUCUAUUUUGUAUUAUCAUUAUCACUUGGUGUAGAGUCUAGUUCAAUUAAUGGUCUUGAAAAGCGGUGUGUUUUGUUUUCAGGUUUUGGUUUGCCCACCUGGUUGGCGACUAGCAUGUUCAUUCCUGAAAACUUGUUGUCUGAAUGGUGAAAAUUAAAAACAACAUAAAAUUUCUGUGAGUUCUCUGAAAAGUGGAAUCAAAAAUUGCUUGAAAAAAAAAAGAAGAAAAGUCAUGAUGGUUGGCUAAAUGUCAUGUCAUAAUUUCUGCAAAGCCAAAGGAUUGGCAUCAUCUUUUGAGAAAAAUUGCAAUGAAUUUCAUCACUGCAGUUCAGUGGCCAGUGCAUCCCAUUGCAGGCAGCUGUGAGCACCAUCAGUUACAGACUUGGACCAUCUCAUUUUUAAGUCGUCUUUGAGUUCAAUUUAUCCAAUUAAAGUCACGUUCGACAGGGUAAUAAAGAAGGUAGGCCCUGAGAAUUUUUUAUGUGUCAAACACAUUUAUUCAUUCUAUCAUGUAAAAUGACUGUAGAUCCUGGUGAAUACAAUAACCGAUCACGUAUAAUGAAUUAUAUCAUAGUAUCAUUGAAAAGAAUAUAACGUGAAGUAUAGUUACUUGUUGUCAAUAUAGAAAUAAGGUUUUGUCUGAAACUGGCCUGAACAAAAACAAGUUUCUCUUUCUGCCGAAGAGUUUUCAUGCUCUUUACCAAGAGAUUGUUACCAAAAAUCCUGUUUGGAGACGUUUGGGAAAAGGACUUCAGUGGCUUUAUUUCAGUCUUUGGGGAACUGGUAACAAUGUUUUGAUGGGGAACAGAGCAUUUCAUGGCAGGCCUACAGUUAACCUGGCAAUUUUACUUCACUUAUAAUUUGUGACGAGAAGUGUUCGUGAGUUGGAAUUCCGUACCAUAGUACAACGACAGCAAUGGUCCACUCGAGGGAAAAGUUCACUUGAAAACAGAAAAGUAUGAAAAUGUUCAAGUUAAUUGUAGCAUGUACUAUAAUGAACUAUACAUCAAUACUCAUCACCAUUAUAAAAUAGAACAAAGAGGAGAAUCAUCGACUCUGUGAUAAGUGUACAAGAUCUUCUUGGAUGAAUGACCAUGCAUAACACACAAUGCACUCUGGAGCGAAACCAGCAAUUUCAUAAUCACUUCAGAAAACAAUCUCAUUUUCUUGUUCUAGUGUGUGGCGACCAUAAAUAUUGAUACGGUGUUGUUCAACAAAAUGUCGAAAUGUUUAUAUCCAUUGUUGUCACAGUACAAUACUAGAAU
Lineus longissimus is the source of this 2541-nucleotide messenger RNA. Its product is annotated as peptidyl-prolyl cis-trans isomerase FKBP1A-like. The coding region runs from base 81 to 419 and encodes 112 amino acids. The transcript has 5 exons. Gene Ontology annotation, molecular function: peptidyl-prolyl cis-trans isomerase activity. Gene Ontology annotation, cellular component: cytoplasm. NCBI's taxonomy places the organism in Eukaryota, Metazoa, Nemertea, Pilidiophora, Heteronemertea, Lineidae. Gene Ontology annotation, biological process: protein peptidyl-prolyl isomerization. The record is from RefSeq and is a predicted model, not a curated record.